UAGUAAAUUAAAUUAAUGCAUCCUUCAUAAUGUGAUACAAGAGUUGGAAGAAUGUCAUCAAAGGUUCAAUAUACUUCAGGAUUAAGAGGUCGUUCCUCAGCCACCUCUUAUUCUGUGCGGAUGAAAACGUCUUCAAAUGAACAUGACAGAAUACAAAAGAAGACAUUCUUGAAAUGGAUAAAUUCUCAACUUUCCAAGGUUGGAAAACCAGUGAUAAAGCAUCUUAUUGAUCUUUCUGAUGGAAAAAUACUUCUUGAUGUACUGGAAAUUCUUUCUGGAGAUAAAUUGGUAUGCGAGAAGGGCACAAUGAAAUUGCACAAGAUAAACAAUGUCAAUAAAGCAUUGGAAGUACUGAAGAAACAUCAGAUCCGGAUUGUUAAUAUUCAUCCUGAAGACAUUGUAAACUGCAAUGAAAAAAUUAUGCUUGGACUUAUAUGGACCAUCAUCUAUCAUUGGCAGGUUAAAGACGUCAUGGCGGAAGUUAUGGAAUCUUUACAACAAACUAGUUUUGAGAAUACAUUGUUAGGUUGGGUUCGUCAAUCAACCCGAGGUUAUAAAAAUGUCAACGUAAUCAAUUUUACAUCAAGUUGGUCUGAUGGGAGAGCAUUAUGUGCACUGCUGCAUAGAUAUAGGCCUGAUUUCUUCGAAUUUGAAGACACAGAAAAGCUUUCUGCAGAUGACAAAUUGGACAAAGUUUUCAAAGAUGCGUAUAAACAUCUCGGUAUCGAAAUGUUGUUGGAUCCUGAGGAUGUUAAUUGUAAAAGCCCAGAUAAAAAAUCAAUCAUCAUGUAUGUCACAUCGUUAUUCCGAGUUUUGCCGCAACAAAUAACGCUAGAAGACAUUGAAGAAGUGAAAAAGAUUGGACAACAAAGUCAUCACGAGUCUGCAGAAUCAGCAGAUGACGAUGGAUCUUUAUCCGAAUUUCAACUUCGUGAUUUAAUUGGAGAAUACAAGAGACAACUAGACAUUGUUAAUGACUGGUUAACGAAAUCAGAAAAUGUUUUGCAAACAAAAUCACAAAAAACGGAAGAAGAUUGUCCGAUAUCAGAACAGUUUCAUCAACAUGAGGCCUUUAUGCUCGAACUCAUGUCAAAUCAAGAAAGAAUUGGUACAGUGUUAUCCACUGGUCAAAAAUUACUUGAUACCAAAAUGUCUACACAAGGAAAUGUAAAAACUGAAUCUGGUUCGCUCCCAGAAAAAGAGAAACAUCAAAUUUCAAAACAAAUGGAAUCUUUAAAUUCUAGAUGGGAAAAUCUACGCAAGAGGAGUAUGGAAAGACAAUCAGAUCUUCAUACGAGAUUGGUUGAGGUUCAAAAGAAUCAAAUUAAAUCAUUGGAAGAAUGGCUGAAGUCGGUUGAAGAAAAAAUUAAAAAUGAGAAAAGUAAUAAUUCUCUAGGAAGUUUUGAUGACGUACAAAAUAAAGUUAUACAACACAACGUCUUGCAAGAAUCUGUGAAUGAUAAAAUGACAGAAGUUAAUAAAUUAUCACAAAUCGUUAUCAUUGUUGAUGACAAAUCGGAAGAUGAUUUUAUGAAAAAUCUUGAAGAAAAAUUACAGAAUUUAAGUGACAGGUGGUCAUCAAUUUGCCAGUGGACAGAGGAGAGAAGCGGUCAGUUAAAUAAAGCAUUACUAUGUUGGAAGAAAUUUAAUUUAUUUGUGGAUGAAUUCAAUGAAAUUAAUGAAGACAUCAACGAGGCGUCUGUUACAGAUGAUCAAAUACAGGAACUGGGUCAACAACUGAAAGAAACCCAGGAAGAAGGAAAUAUUUUAUUGAUGCUUUAUCCUGAUCAGGAUGACGAACAGAGGAAAAAAAUCAAGGAUAUUCUCGGCAAAUUGGAAGUGCAAUACAGCAUGUUGAAGACGAAUGCUUUGUUACAAAAAUCUUCAACAGAUAAAUGUGAUGACAUGUUGAGAAGGUUUUCUGCAAAUCUUAUUGAUGUUCGAUCUUUGAUCAAAAAAAUGGAAGAUGUUGUUUGUUCACCUCAAACUAAAGCAUUGAAUGAGGAUGCUCAUAUUGACGAAGUGGAAGAAGUUAUAUGUUCACUUGAUAACAUAGGACAAGAUAAGGAAAUGUGUAAAACGAAAUUUGAUGAAUUGCAUAACAUUAAUUCAAGAGUUGUAAAGUUAUUGAAAGGUAAAAAUCAAACAUUGUCUAAAAUGUCUGAUGAUAUAAAAGACGUUGAUGUUAGUUGGAAGGAAUUUAACGAACGAUAUGCUACGACAUUUCAUAAUGUUAGACUAAUUGCAAAUGUCAUCAAUUAUAAAGGAUUGCACAGUGAACUUCAUAAAAAAGUGAAUCAGAGUUCAGACUGGUUAACAGAAAUGCAUAAUGAUGGUUCGUCACCACAAGAUGACGGCAUCCAUGAUGAGAUUGAAGCAAGAAUUAAAUCUGUGAGAUCUUCUGGAAAGUUUUUAACAACAUUUUGUGAGCAAAAUCCAAGUGUACAACAAUACUUGAAAGUGCCGGCAAAUUCUGAAAAACUUGUUUCACUUCACAAUGAUUGUGAUGAAAUUUGUGAAAGAUUGUCUGCAUGGAUGAAUGAAGAUGUGCAACAGGAGGAUUCUCCGCAAUCUGAUUUUGACAUUGCUCUGAUACAUUUGAAGAAUUGGUUGUCACAAGCUGAAAGAACGUUGGAUUCUGAAACAAUACAAGUAUCCGAUGAAAAAACAAUGAAAGAAGAAUAUGCAAGAUACCAAGAAUUGAGAGAAGCACUUUCUGUACAACAGAGCAAUGUGGAUUUUGUGAUGAACACAAAUGAACAAAUAACAUCAAAACGAACGCAUGCUGAAGAUCUUCGUUCUGUGAGAAAACGAUGGGACGCAAUCACCAAGUAUGUGGAAGAUAGAAUUGUAUCACUUGAAAAAUGUAUGGAACUACAGGCAGAUUUCAAGGAAAUGCAUGAAAAUCUUUCAAUCUGGCUUGACAAAGUUGACGAAGUAUCAUUAGUAAACGGGACAACGAAUCCAAGCAAAUUGUCAGAAGAAUUAAUUGCGAAAGAAAAGGAGUAUCAAAAAAUGAAAGUCUUUUCAAACGAAUUAUCAAACAAAGCAAAUGAAGAUUGUAAGAAAUGUAUGGCUGAUCAGAUGGAAGUGUUGUCCAAGCGUUGGACAUCCGCUAAAUCCGAAAUUUCAAGAAUGAAUGAUACUCAAUCCAAAGAUAUGAGUUGGAACAACUUAGCAGCAGAAAUGACCAAAUUUUUGGAAUGGAUUACCCAUGUUCGUGAAAAUAUAAUUGAGACAGAGCCCAGCAUACAGACUGUUGAGGAUCUCAAAAUACAGUGGGAAGAAAUUCAGAAAUUAGAAUCUGAAAUUGACCAACACGAAGUGAAAGUGAAAAUACUUCACGAUAAAGCAAUGUCGUUAUCUGCAAAAUCAAGCAUGCCAGAUCACAUUGAAGAUCUUCUGUCUGAUGUUAAAGAUGGAUGGAAACAGUUUAAUCAAAGGAUGAGCACAAAGAGAACUAUAUUACAUGAACUCAAUCUAUUGUGGGAAGAUAUAGAUGGUCUGUUUUAUGCUGAAGAAAAUGAAGUAGAAAAAAUUGAACAAAUUGUUGAAAAAUUGAAAAAUUCGGACAACAUUUCAGAAAUGAAACAAACUAUCCAGGAUUUUGAAAAUCAAAUGGAGGAAUCGCAAUUUGUACGAUUGAAAGAUCAAGUCGAUCAAAUGUCUCAAACUAUGUUAGAUGGUGAUAUUUUAUGUGAUGUUAUACUAGGAAGAUCAGAAGCCAUUGAAACCAGAUGGAAUGAGGCAACAUCAUCAGGAUGGAAAGGAAUUGAAUCAUUUGAUGAAAUGCAGCAACCAUAUGACUCUGCAUCAGACGCAGUUGAAAACGCUAAAAUUUUGUUAAAUGACUUGCACUCUGUCACUAAUUCAUUUUAUGAAAAUUGGCAUAACCUUCCAAGUAAAACGGAAUUGGAAACAGCAAGAAGUAAGGUAGAUUCUUCUGUCAAUUUAUUAAACAAUUCUGCCAGUGGGUUGAAACGUCUCCUAUUGUAUUCACAACUUGAAGAAAUCGAGAACUUAUCUAAAGAUUGUGGAGAAACUUCGAAAUCACUGGAAUCUACGAAGAACGAUUUCGAAAAAUGUUCAACGUACGUUGAUUUCAAAAACAAUUUAGAAGAGGCAUUUGAAAGUUUGGGACAAUUGACCGGUCACAUGCAAGAUCUCGAUGACCUGAAACCUUGCAAAUUCUCACAGAUGCAAGAUAGACUACAAAAAUAUGUGCAUCUCUACUCAUCAGUCAGCGAGGUCAAAGGCCGUGUGGAAUCUUUAAUUAAACAAGGAAGAGAAUUUACCCGAAAUCUAGAACAGCAGGAAGAUGCGCCGACUCGUGUUUUCAAAGAAUACAUGGAUGAGGACAUUACAUUGCUUAAAGGGAGAUUCAAUUCUCUAGGAAAGAAUGUUACACUUACAAAAAAUUCAUUGGAAAGCUCAAUGAAGACAGUUGCAAAGUUUGAAGAAGAAAUGGCGUCAAUAUCUGAAUGGACUUGGAACAUGAAAAAUCAAGUUAAAAGUCGAUCUAUAUUUAAGAAUGGUGAAUUGACUGACGAAGAUAUGAGAGAGCAAGAAAUUUGGAUUGGAGAUGUUAAGGAGGAUCUUGCGGACCAAGAAACUCUCCUGCAAUCUGCUCAAGUACUCCUCGAUUCACUAGAGAAAACGUUUGAUGUGAGUGAGGGUGAAGAAAUUUAUAAACAACAAAGAAAUCGUUGUGAUAACUUUAUCCAAUGUCUUGAAGAUUACGAAUCCACGCUUAAGGAAUGCAAAAAUCAUUACCCUGAGUAUCGAUCAUCUAUGCAGAGGGUUUUAAUCUGGUUGAAAACCACAGAUGAAACAAUAAAUACAUUAAAUCAACGGCCCAGUCAUGAACAAGUACAAGUUCACAAGAGACUGAUUGAAGAAUGUGAUGAAAUGGCUUCAGUGGUUGAGAAUAUUCAAAUUAAAACUAAUAUUAUGUUGAAAGCUGGGGAUGAUGCCAGAAUACCAAUCAAAGAUGAAUUUGUUAAGUUAUUAGACGAAUGGGAUUCAGUGGAAAAAAAGAUAAACAAAUUCACAACUCAGAUAAAACAAUCAAAUAGGUCGAGAUCUUCUUCUAGUGAAAGUUCGUCAACUUCGUCAUCAGAUUCGUCCUCUUCAAAUUCAUCGUUAUCGUCAGAUGAAAAUGAUAAUGACAAUAUAGAUCAAAAUACUUUAAUUCUUACUAACCCUGUGCUAAAUGAUAAAUCUCUUGAUAAAGACUUGCAACCUGAUAGUUUUUUAAUGACGUCGGGAACAAGAUUGCGAUCAAUUCAAAGCAGCAAAUCUUCAUCUUCAAGUGAUGAAGAAAGUAUAACAAUUAAGCAACCCGAAAUAAAAGUUGUCGAAGUUGUUGUCGACGAAGAAGAUCGCAAAACAGAUGAAGAGAGAACUGCUUUUACUGAUCCACCAUUUUAUAUUGAGUCUUUGAACAAGCUUCUCCAUAAAUUAGCGGAUAUUGAAUUGAUGCUCGCACAUCCUGAUCUCAAUUCAACUUUAUCUGAUAAAUUGGAAUCUCAAAUGACAUUGCUUCAGAAAAUUAAACAAUCUCUUGAUGAUGAGACGAGUACGGUUGCCAAAACACUGGAAGCGCAGAAAGAAUGUAGCGAACUGGCGAGUAACGAUGAAAAUAUUGUCAUUGGAAAACUAAUAAUGACGUUAAAAUAUGAAUGGGAAAAAAUUAAAAAGGAUUUCUCUGAAAAGCAGAGAGCCCACGCAGAUAAAGAAAAACUUUGGACUGAAUUUUUGAACGAUACUAAUGACGUACAACAAUGUAUUUCUCAUUUAAACGCAUCUUUGUCGAGCAUCAAUGACACAACAAGCACUGAUGAUCAGCAAGAGGCUGUUACACAAAUAAAAGAAGACAUGAAUCGAUAUCGCCCGAGUGUAAAACGAUUAACAAAAAAUCACAUGUAUCUUAUCGAUAUGUCUAUGUUAUUACCUGAUAGUUCAGCAGCAUCUAAAGCCACCAAACUUGAAAAUGAUUGGGAAAGGAUUGUCAAGGAAACGAAGGAUAUUGAGAAAAGGCACGAAGAAAUGAAGAAAUUAAUGAUGGAUGCAAUGCAAGUAACAACAUGGAUCGCGAACAAAGAAGAACGAGUUAAAGAUGAAAAUAACAUGCCAGAUAUGGAAGGAAUUGUAGUCCGAAUCGAUGGCUUCCUCAGUGAAAACAAACGUAUAUCACGCGAAGAACAAUUUGCUUUAGAAGAAUUGAGAGAUACAAUUUAUGCCACCAAAACAGCUAUAUCAGAGAAAACAACUGAAAAAGAAGAAAGUGAAGUUAUCAAAGAAACGAAAAUAGUUACUGAAGAAAAUCAAACUUCUGCAGCCACAGAAGAGAAAGCUCCAUCAGAAACGGAAGAAGCACAAGACUCUUCUGAUGUAAAAGGUGUUAGAUACAGAGCACAUGCGUUGAGAAAAAGUCUCAAAUCUUUAUCAGAGAAACUUGAUUCUAUCAUUGUACUUGUCGGUGAUACAGAAGAUAUGUCGAAAUCAGAAAUUCAGAUUCGUAAUUUAAUGCAUUCUGUUAUUGAACGUGAACCAAAGUUAACGCAACUUCAAGACGAAUAUGAGGAGGAAGAUAACGAAGACAAAAAAUCUAAAGAAUUAUUUGAUGAAUGCAAGACUACAUUCACAAAAUUAGCAACAGAAACGGAAAGUCGACUUGCAGUUUUGUCAUCAAUGCAAAAAGACUUGAAACAAUGGCAAGACGUUUAUGAUGAAACAAAGGCAAUGUUAACUGGUAUUCAAGAAAAUAUGGAAGAUAAUUCUGAGACAAAUCAAACUAUUGAUUCAUUGGAAGCACAGAAGACACUUUAUAAUACACAUUUAUCAUCGCUUCAUGCUGUUGAGUUGGCCGUCGAGACAACUUGUAAUUUAUCAUCAAAUAUUGUUGAAAAGUAUACAAACGAUAACUGUAACAGCGUUAAUUUCUAUACAACGGAUUUAAAGAACUUGUAUCAACAAUUACAGAACGAUGCAAAAACAAAAAUGGAAAACAUCGAUGAAACUUUGACGAAUUUACGACAACUAUCUAUCGAUGUUGAAACGUUCGUUACAUGGGAAAGCGAUAUUUCAGAUAAUUUAACAAAUUUACAAGAAAAUUGCAAAGAUCCCGCAUUAGUCGAUGAUGAAGUUUACAAAUCAUCUUUGGAAGAAAAAUUGAAGUCUUACCAAGAAGAUUUUGAUUCACACGAAACCAUGUUUCAUCGGUUAGCCGACACUGGUGCUCAGAAAAUGUAUAGUGAGGACACAGUUAUGUCUGACAGAUUGAAAGAUAUGGCUGUAAAAUGGAAACAUAUCACCUGGCAACUAGCACAAAUACAACAAAGACUAGAAAUGAAUGUUGAAAAAUGGAGAAGUUUGAUUUCCGUUAUGCAAGGAUUAUUCGAUUGGUUGAAAGUAAAAGAAGAAGAAUUAGUUGGAUAUUUUCUUCAACUUUCUGGAGAUCUUCAACAAUUACAGCAACAACAGUCAGACCAAACGUUGUUUGCGAUGGAAAUCAAAGCUAAAGAACUUCUGAUCAAAACGACAUUGCUGACUUCUUCGGAUAUUUUAACGAAACACAACAAAGCAAAACCUCCGAAAAUUAAUGGGCAUAGUAAAAUGGUUAAUGGCACUCAGCAGUAUCAACUUGAUGAAGAGGCAAGUAAAGUAUUGGAAAAUCUUCAACAAUUACACAACGAAUUAGAAGAAAAGUGGACAAAAGUUAAUUCUAAUUUGGAAGAAUGGAAAACUAAGAUUGAGACUCUCCUACCGAAAUUGCAAUUAAUAUCUAAACAAUUGGAAAAAUGUGGAAUAGUAUUACAAAAUGCGGAAGCUCAAUACGAAAAUUUCUCACUAGUUAGCGACCUUCCGAGUGAAGCCUUACAGGAUCAGAUAACGGAACUGAAACGAUUUCAGACUGUUUCUAUUCAAGAUAUCAGCGGGAAGAUGAAUGAAAUUGAAGAACACUUGAAAUUUAUUGAUGAACAAAAAAUUGAACUUUCGUCAGAUGUUUUGAAUCGUGCCGAUGAUUUGAGAAUGAGGUGGAAGUUACUUCAGGUAUCGACAGAAGAAAGAAUGAAACAAUUAGUGGAAGCUAUGAGAGAUUUCGGUCCAAAUUCACAACUUUUCUUAUCAAAUUCCGUUGAUGAUCCGUGGGAAAGAGCUGUGGCCAGUAAUAAUAUACCAUACUAUAUAAAUCACAACAAGCAAAAUACAGGUUGGGAUCAUCCGAAAAUGAUCGAGUUAAUGCAAUCUAUGUUAGAUUUAAAUGAUGUCAGAUUUUCAGCUUAUAGGACGGCAAUGAAAUUACGAAGAUUGCAGAAAGGUCUUUGCUUGGAUCUCCUCAAACUCCAGACGAUAAUCGAAGCUUUUGAGCAACACAAUCUUAACGAUGAAAAUAUCGGAAUUCUACCUCUCAUUGGAUGUCUCACAACUGUAUAUAAUAUUCUUGAAAAACAAUUUUGUACUCUCGUAAAUGUACCAUUAUGCGUCGAUAUGUGCCUGAAUUGGCUUUUAAAUGUCUAUGACACUGGUCGAGGUGGUUUCAUUCCAACCCUUUCAUUCAAAGUUGGAUUGGUUUGUUUAUGCAAAGCACCAUUGGAAGAUAAACACAGAUAUAUAUUCCGACAAAUCUCAGCACACACAGGAUUCAGUGAUCAUUUGCAACUUGGUAAACUCUUACACACAUGUAUGCAGAUUCCAUUCCAACUUGGUGAAGCAUCAGCAUUUGGUGGAAGCCAGGUUGAACCAAGUGUUAAAAGCUGUUUCAAACUGGCUGGAGACAGACCAGAAAUUGACGCAGCACAAUUUUUAGAUUGGAUGAAGUUAGAACCACAAUCCUUAGUAUGGCUUCCUGUACUUCAUCGAUUAGUUGCUGCAGAAACAGUCACACAUCCUGCGAGAUGUUCUAUUUGCAGAGAAUAUCCAAUUGUUGGAUUUAGGUAUCGUAGCCUUCGUCAUUUCAGUUACGAUAUUUGUCAAAGUUGUUUUUUCUCUGGCCGAGUUGCAAGAGGAUAUAAGUUUUAUUAUCCGAUGGUUGAAUAUUGCACACCAACGACUUCAAGUGAGAAACUGAGGGAUUUCACAAAAGUUUUAAAAAACAAACUCCGACGGAAAAGGUUGCUGAAAAAAUAUCAAAAAAUUGGAUAUCUUCCGGUACAAUCAAGAGAAGACGGAGACACUCAACAAUGGAUGUCAUCACCCGAUAGUACUUUAAAUAAAUCAGGAGAUAUAAAUACUUCACUUAUAUUAUCGGCUUCGCAAGCUCACAGUGUUUUUACAGAGGAUUCUCACACCAAGUUAGAUAAAUAUGCAGAAAGUCAUUUGUUUAACAAAGAUUUGGGAGAAUCAUUGAGAGGAACAAAUGAUGAAGAACAUAAUUUGAUAUUGCAAUACUGCCAAACAAUGGGAGAAGUUACAUCUUUAAGCACUCAAGGAAGUCAUCAUGCCGAUAAUCCUGACUACCAAGGUCUGAAUGGAGAUGGUCUUGAUCUUGAUGCCGUCAUUCAAGAAUUUGAAGAUGACCAUUAUCACCAUAACCAAUCACGUUUAAUGUCUCCACAUAACACUGAAUACAUUGCAAAAGUCCAAAUUACUCACGAAAAUCAGGAAUUGAUUGAAGAGGCACAAAAACUUAAUGAACACAAGAAUCGAUUGGAAGGCAGAAUGCAGAUGUUAGUGGAACACAAUCAACAGAUUCAACAACAGUUAGGUCAUAUCAAAUCAAUAAUUGGCGAAUCGAAUUCAAAUGAUGGAGGUUCUCUCAGUCAGUCUUCUGUUGAAUGAUUCUAGAAGCGACAGAUCCAUUUGAAUUAGUGGUCAAUAAUCGAUUACCUGCAUUGAAGACCGCUUCAUCAAUACAAUAUAAACCUGCCAAACAUCCACCGAAUUGCCUUUUGUUACAGUUUUGCAAGAAAUGAAUAUGCACAUUACAACGAUCAGUUUUAACUUAACUCAACAAGUUAAGUUUUAAAAAAUAAACAUUAAAAAAAAAAAAUUUCGUACUAUGACUAGUUUUUCUUUUAUCGACUUCUCAUAGUAAUAAGUGUUCCAGUGUUUGAUACAAAUGUUUUAUAGAAGUACAAAAUUAGAUGUAGAUAAUAUAAAGCCGGGGUCCUCAACCUGUGGGGUUUCAAAUUCUCUACAAUGUGAUUAUUAAUGUCAAGGUCCACCUCAAGGGUCGGUACUAUACCCUGUGUUGUUUUGUGAUUUGGGUAGAUAGUCUGAUGUUAUUUUUGCUCUUAGUAAAACUAAUAAGCUAUUUUCGGGGUUGCAGUUGGAAAAUUUGUUUUAAAUUUCCAAGGUGAAUUUAUAAGCAUAAAGUUUGGGAACCCUCGGUAUAACGUAAUCCUUUUCCAAAUUUUUCUUUUCUGAUUUUGACUAUCAAUGAACUUUAUUGCAUCAAUACAUUGUCCCUCAUGGUUAGCGCAUCCAUUAUAUUAACAGAUUUUUUCAGUCUCAUUGUUAAAAAUUUAAUAUUUACGAAUAUAAUAACACAUGAUUUGACGUUGUUUUGGGUACCAUGUCUUCAGUAUAAUUGUUUUGCCUGGUUUUGGGACCAUAUUUAAGCCAUAAUUGGCUUUUGAAUUUACUAUUUGUAUUUAUUGAUGUUUUGUUUAUAGUUGGAAAAUCGUAUAUAUACAUCCAAGCAUGGCAAUUAUUGGGUGAUGCUUUCAAGGCACAAUUUAUGUAUUGCCCAUGCUCAAAAAGGAUAAUUCCUGCCUGGCUUCUAGCUUUAUUUCAGAUAUUCAGGGAUGAAUUUGUGAUCAAAUUUGAAUUUUUUUUUAUACUUUUUUGGUGUUUUUUUAUUCUAAAAUAGUUUCUUUGAUUGUAGUAUAUAAAAACCAAGCAUGUUUCAUGAUAACUGAUCAUGCCUGGACAAUCUUUAGUCAUUGGCCAUGCAUGUUUGAGCGUAUUCUAAUACUCACUCCCUUGGCUAUGUUGUAUAUAUUGAUAGUGAUUUAGUUUUAUUUCAUUGUUAUUAAAAUAUUAAUCGCCCACAAAGUUUUAUCUUCUACCUAUGAUUAUUAUUUGAAAUUUACAUAGUGUUAAAAACGGCCUUUUUAAUAUAAUAAG
Molecule: messenger RNA, 11073 nt
Organism: Styela clava
Lineage: Eukaryota; Metazoa; Chordata; Ascidiacea; Stolidobranchia; Styelidae
Product: utrophin-like
Biological process (GO): synaptic signaling
Cellular component (GO): plasma membrane
Molecular function (GO): zinc ion binding; protein binding
Source: RefSeq, a predicted model, not a curated record